This is a messenger RNA of Thyridium curvatum, 1011 nucleotides long. RefSeq lists its product as uncharacterized. The coding region runs from base 1 to 1011 and encodes 336 amino acids. The record is from RefSeq and is a predicted model, not a curated record. Gene Ontology annotation, molecular function: D-amino-acid oxidase activity; FAD binding. NCBI's taxonomy places the organism in Eukaryota, Fungi, Ascomycota, Sordariomycetes, Thyridiales, Thyridiaceae. The transcript has 8 exons.
AUGUCCAAGGUUACUAUUCUCGGUGCAGGGAUUGUCGGCAUGGCGGUUGCCAGUAUGCUUUCGAGAUCGCACAAAGUGACCAUCGUUGCUCGAGACCUCCCUGGAGAUGACGAAACCCAGAAUUGGGCUAGUCCCUGGGCCGGCGCCGUCUUCCUCGGAUUGGAUGGUUCCACGCCCAGAGAACAGAAGAUGCAGCAUGACACAUUCGCCUACCUGUGGGCGCUUGCGGCGAGCAACCCGGAGUCUAGUGUCAGGAGGAUUGAGAUGAAUGACUUACAAGAUGAGACGACCCUGGACAAGAUCUGGUACCGUGAUUUGAUGCCCGAGUUCCGCGUCAUGGCGAAAGAGGAGCUCCCCCAAGGUUGUAUCCUGGGCAUGUCAUACAAGACAGUUGUCAUUACCCCGCCCGUUUUUCUCUCGUGGCUGGCGCAGAGAUUGAAGGACAGCGGUGUCACCUUUGUCCGCAAGUCCGUCGACUCUCUGGCCGAGCUGAAGGGAUUUGGCCAUGAUGUUCUCGUCAACGCCACGGGAUGCGGGUCCAAGUUUCUGCAUGACGUUUCCGACCAUAAUGUACAGCAGGUCCGCGGCCAGACCAUCCUUGUCAAGACCGACUUCAACAAGAUCGUCAUGAGGCACGGACCGGACUACACCUACGUUAUCCCACGUCUGGACGGAACGGCCAUCUUGGGAGGGAUCAAGCAGGUCAAUAAGACCGACCCCCACGUGGACAUCGAUAUCAGAAACGAUAUUCUACGGCGCGUACAUGAGAACGCUCCCAGCGUCUUCAAGGGAGCAAAAGUUGAAAACGUGGAGAUCAUUCGCGACAAUGUCGGUAUUCGUCCAGCCAGAGUUGGUGGAGUUCGGGUUGAGAAGGAGGUUGCUGAUGGGCAGAACAUUGUCCACGCAUAUGGAACUGGGGGCGGUGGCUACGUCUUUAGCUUUGGCGUGGGAAGGGCCGCAGGUACACUGGUGAAUGACUUCUUGUUCGCGCCACCUGUGGCAAAAUUGUAG